Molecule: messenger RNA, 1407 nt
Organism: Penicillium macrosclerotiorum
Lineage: Eukaryota; Fungi; Ascomycota; Eurotiomycetes; Eurotiales; Aspergillaceae
Exons: 2
Coding region: 1-1407 (468 amino acids)
Source: RefSeq, a predicted model, not a curated record
AUGACCGAGGAUCAAAAGUACCAGGGGAUUCAUUACCGAGAGAAGCAGGACAAACCCCCGAAGAAGGGCCAGAAAGCCAAUGCUAAUCGACAGCCCCGCGUGGAGGAUGCGCCAGAUGUCGACAAUGCGCAGCGCAACCAGCCUCCCCCGCCGGCCCCCUCUCCCCCCCCCCAGCGAGUGAGGCCAAAGCUGUCUCGAACACACAAACCAGCGACAGCAAACCCAGUCUCCCUGGCGGACCCCAAGGAGCAGAUGAAGAUGGUUGUCGACGCCCCAUCGGUGUUUGAGACUAGUCGAGCCUUGGCCAAGCUGGAUGCAAAAACGGAUGACGAAGGAAACUACGACAUCGCUUUUGAGGAGAACGGGUUCUCCUACGGCGCUGAUCCCAUCCCCCCACCCAAGUACCCCGCUGAUGCGCCGAAUGUAUCGACGGAGUUCGUCACUCCUGCCCCUAAGAAUAAGAAGAAGGAUCGUCGCAAGGAAGAGAAGCGGGUUUCCACCAGCGAGAAGAAGCGCAAGCGUGGACAGGAGGAGACCUUCACCAGUCCCCAACAGGACUUUGAUACUCCCAUGCUGGAUGCGCCGUCCAGUGUCAUUAACAAUGCCGGUACCCCGAUUCUAAACCACUCUGGCUUGACAGGCGGCCUCAAUCGGAUGAUGCGUUCGCCGUCCCACGAGCUGGAUGAAUCUCCCGAGCUCAGUCGCCAGGCUUACAACGACGCCUCGUCCCCAAUCAAGCGCACCCGCCGCAACGGCAAGGAAAGCAGCGGUGAUCCAGGCCUAGGCAUCUCCAUCAAGAACCGAGCGGAGCGCCUCGUCUCCUCUAUGUUCGGCGGCUCCGUUGUCUCAACCGGGAGCAAUGGCGGUAACGAGGGGACCUCACGCGCCCUCGUUCGCACCCGCCGUGGCAGCUCCUCAAGCGUUGACGGCCAACUUGAGGUGCGCAAGAAAAAAUCGCACCGAUCACGCAACCCCUCCGAUGCACACGCUGAGCGCAAGUCCAAACGCAAGAGCAGCAACCCAACGGACGGCGACCGGCCGCCACGCCGACUGAAGCAGAGCGACGAACACCGUCGCUCUGACUCGCGCUCCCCACACCGCGACAGCCGCCAGGUCACUGUAUACAGACAGGCAAAGCCGCCUGCGCGCAGCGAAGACGUGUUGCAGCGUGAGAUGGCCGCCCAUUUCCUGUCGCUGGUGUCGCGGGAUACUGAGCGCGGAUGCUCGGUACACAAGGCGCUGAAGCGUUUCCACCGUGACUUCUCGGACGAGCAUGAUGCGGAUCGCGGCCGGGAUAGUGGGCGCAGUCGGGCAGAUCGGGAGCGGCGCUCGGAAGAUGAGAAAGAUUUAUGGCGUGCACUGCGGUUGCGCCGCAAUUCUCGGGGUGAGAUUGUUGUUUUUGUUUGA